This is a messenger RNA of Hydractinia symbiolongicarpus, 3080 nucleotides long. RefSeq names its product copine-9-like. Gene Ontology annotation, molecular function: calcium-dependent phospholipid binding. Gene Ontology annotation, cellular component: plasma membrane. The coding region runs from base 95 to 1852 and encodes 585 amino acids. The transcript has 26 exons. Gene Ontology annotation, biological process: cellular response to calcium ion. Lineage: Eukaryota; Metazoa; Cnidaria; Hydrozoa; Anthoathecata; Hydractiniidae. The record is from RefSeq and is a predicted model, not a curated record.
AACUCGAUGUUUCAUAGACAAGAAGGCAGAACUGAAAAACAUGACGGAAUUAUACUAGUGACAAUCACAAACAGAAGAAAUUAUAAACAAAAAUAUGGCAUCUACGCCUUAUCCACUUUUUGAUUUUAACACUGCUGGUAAUGCCCCUCCUUCACAAAAUGUGCAAUUUCAGAAUCCUGUCUCCAAGAUAGAAUUAAAGGUUUCAUGCAGAAAUCUAUUAGAUAUGGAUGUCUUCUCCAAAUCUGACCCAUUUGUUGUUUUGUACGUACAAAGUCAAAAUAAGAAAGAAUGGAGAGAACUCGAUCGUACUGAAGUUAUCAUGGAUAAUUUAAAUCCAGAUUUUGUAAAGUCCUUUAUACUGGAUUAUUUUUUUGAAGAACAGCAAAUGUUAAGAUUCGAUGUUUACGAUAUGGAUGAUAAAUCAAAUGAUCUGACAAAGCAUGAUUUUAUUGGACAAUUGGUGACAUCGUUAGGGUCAAUAAUUGGCGAACAUGCUGGCAAAUUAGAGCAUCCACUACAGAUACCAUCUGCAAAGGAUAGUGAAAGAAAUAAAAAGUACUCAAAAAAGAGUGUUGGAACGAUAAUCGUUCGCAGUGAGGAAGUCAACCACAAUCGAGAUGAAGUUACGUUGCAUCUUUGUGGAAAAAAACUUGACAAAAAAGAUUUCUUUGGAAAGUCUGACCCGUUUCUGGUCUUUGAACGAUGCAAUGAGGAUAAUUCAUUUUCUGUGGUUCAUAAGACCGAAGUGAUAAAGAAGACAUUGAAUCCUUCUUGGAAACCUUUUAAAGUUCCUGCACAAACUCUUUGUAAUGGUGAUUAUGACAGAACGAUUCGCGUAUGUUGUUAUGAUUGGGACCGUGAUGGAGGUCAUGAUCUUAUUGGAACAUUUGAUGUCACACUUCGUGACUUCACAGAAUUUAGAAGUGGUAGACCAACAUUUCACGAGCUCAUUCAUCCUAAGAAGAAAUCAAAAAAGAAGAAGUAUAAAAAUUCUGGAACAAUACAUAUUUUGGAUUGCAAUGUUGUUGAAAAACCAACCUUUCUUGACUUCAUAAGAGGAGGUUUGGAGCUGGCUUUUGCUGUUGCAGUUGAUUUCACAGCAUCUAAUGGUAAUCCUGCAACACCACAGUCUUUACAUUACAACACACCCAACCAACCAAGUCAGUAUGUGCAAGCACUGCAAGCUGUUGGAGGAAUACUUGAGGAUUAUGACACAGAUAAAUUAUUCCCAGCUUUCGGUUUCGGUGCCAAACUGCCACCAUCAUUUAACAUAUCACACAAUUUUGCACUGAAUUUUAAUCCAGCCCAUCCUGACUGCCAAGGCGUGAGUGGCAUCAUUGCUGCAUAUUAUAAUACAGUCAACAAUGUCCAACUUUAUGGUCCUACAAACUUUGCACCGAUUAUAAAUAAUACAGCUAGUAUUGCGCGACAAAAUGUAACGAGUGGUUCUCAUUCACAAUAUUUCGUUUUGCUUAUCAUUACUGAUGGUAUUAUUUCAGAUAUGGAGAAAACGAAGGAAGCUAUUGUUCAUGCUGCUGCAUUACCAAUCUCUAUCAUAAUUGUUGGUGUAGGACAAGCUGAUUUCGAUGCAAUGGAAGAACUGGAUGGAGAUUUGGUUCGUCUUUCUUAUCGUGGUAGGGAAGCAGAAAGAGAUAUAGUGCAAUUUGUUCCAUUUCGAGAUUUCAUGCAAGGUAAUGUGUACAAUCCAGCAAGUGGCGUUCGUCUUGCGAAAGAUGUUUUACAUGAACUUCCUGAUCAAGUGACAGAAUAUAUGGCACAGCGGAACAUUAAACCAAAUCCGCCACCUGCCUAUUCACCCGGUGGUUAUGGUGGUGGAAUGGUAAAUCGUUGAUGAUGAGCAAAUGCUAGCUAUUUAGUCAGCUAAUCACAUCAUUAAAAAUUAAAAACACUACCACAGAAUCUAGUGAAACGUGCAGUGCUGUGGAACUUGAAAAUCAUACCAGUUAGAAAUCCAUUUCGUUGUACAGCAAGCUACUGGUAGCCAUUUUUUUAAUCAUUUUAUAUUUGAAUAAAUCUAUUUUAUUUAUGCUCCAUAUUAAUAUUUGUUUAUACUUUUAUAAAAAUGUUCUACUUAUGUAAAUGCUUGGCCAACUUAUCAUCUGUAGUUACAAUGUCAUAAUGAUACCUUUAACAAGAAAUUGAUUUAUUAAUAUUGUAAUUUUACAAACCCUUCUUAUUAACGCCACAAAAAUUAUUUAUUUUCUGUAGAGUUGUUUGCAUUCUACUUCAGAAUGUAUCUUUCCAACAAAAUUAUUUUUGAAAUUAGAAGUGUAUAUUGACGUUUAAUUGUUACGUAAUGUAUUUAUCUUAAACUAAACUGCACUAUAUAUUUAUUUCAAUUUUUGAUUAUAAAGGGGCUUUUAUAUGUAUUAAAAAAAGUCUUUGAAGAAUAAGAUGCAUUGUUUUUAUCUUCAAUCAACACCUCAUUGACAUGAUUUGUGGAAUAUUGUUUCCUGUUAUCUAGUUUUUACUUAGUCUGUUCACCCUAACUAUGCUCUAGUUGGUAGCUAAAGAGUCCAUGAUAUUUUAGAAUGUUCAAAAAAAGUCAAGAAUGCUGAAAAAUGCACUUUUGGGUUUGGUUUUGUAUCAGGAGAUUAUUAGAUCAGAGUAAGUUUUACAUUUAACAUAAAGGUUUUAGAAGACAAGGAAGCAAAAAAGGUAUCCUGUUAAAACUGAAAAACCUCUACCAUAACUAUCGUUAUAUAGCUGUCUCAUUUUAAGUUAAAUCAAGAAAAGAAAAGAUUUUGAGACCACAAAAAGGGUCCUGCUUAAAUUAAUUUUUAGCAUUGUUUGAUUUUUCUUUGUUUCUCAUUAAAAAUUAGUUAGAAAGACCUCUAAACAAGAAUAUUGCCAAUUAAACCAUACAAAAUCACAUCUAGGUUUGUUAUGGCAGGCAGUAUUUGUAUUUUCACACCAUGUUACCUGUUUUUUUAUUUUGUAAUUUACCCGUUGUUGUAUAACUUAUUUAUCAUGUUAUAUCAGUAAAUAAGUUUUUUGAGCAUGUUAAUAUGACAUUGAAUGUUUAGAUUUUAAAUAUUUUAAACAAUUAUAUAUGAUAA